Drosophila takahashii is the source of this 2530-nucleotide messenger RNA. RefSeq lists its product as uncharacterized. The record is from RefSeq and is a predicted model, not a curated record. Lineage: Eukaryota; Metazoa; Arthropoda; Insecta; Diptera; Drosophilidae.
GGGAAGGAACGUUAUAAUCAUGAAUUUAUCAGAUUCUGAUAGUGAUGUGGAUGAAGAGUUUAUGAAGCAUUUGUUUAGCGAUGAUAUGCUCAAGAAACUUGAGUUGGAGGACAGAAAUCAAGAAAAUAAAUUAGGAACCAGAAAAGAAGAACCCUCAACCAGCCAUGAAUAUAUGGAUACCAAGAGAGGCAAGAGAAAGAUUACUAAGACAGCGCGACCAAAGCAGAAAACCCCUCGGAAUAUUUCGUCCAGAAAAAAGCGCGACUCUCUGCCCUUAGAAAAACCAGAAAUAAACUUUUCCACACAGACAGACACCUCCUUCCGACCUCCUUUAUCCUGUGCCCCGAUUUCAAAACCGCUGCCCACCAAGUUGUGUGUUGCCAAUGUCGACGAGAGUUCUGAGCCCAUGCCCGCGAUUUCCGACGUGACACCAGUGCCACCGUCAAUGGCAUCUAGGAAAGUAAGGAAGCGACGACUGCACACCAAGAACAAGGUGAAAGAGUCGGCAAAAAGUAGCAAGAUAGUGCAAAAACCUCCUGUCGAUAUAGAGCCACCACCGAAAGUGGAGCCAGAGUCGUCAAUUGCCCAGAACUUUCGACCCAUAUCGCCUAUUGAUCUGCCCUCGUCGGAGGAUAUCUGGAAAAUGUACGAGGACCUUAAAAAGGGUUUGGUUCCGCCCUCAGAAGCAGAGUGGCCCUUGUGUUGUAUGGUAAGUCCGAUAAGACCCAAGACUCCACCUCCUAAAAUUGUGGAAUGUCUGACGUCCAUGGAGACUCCGUCGAAAAUAGUUGAGUCUCAAGAAAAAAAUCCUGCGGAGGGGUUGAUCUAUUGGGACAUGGACAGCAAAUUUAAUAAUGACACCCAGCAGAACCGAAAUUCUCACGAUGAAGAUUUCGUCUUCGAGCACAUGACUAUCGGUGCUGAAGAAGAGCGGGCCAUGAAGGAUUGGAUAGAAUCGGAAAAACUUCUCGAACCUUUGAGUGAUAUAGAGGAAUAUGAUAUGCUAUUGAGCUUAGCCAGAGACCCUGAAAAAAAUCGGGACAUCAUCUUGGAGCUGUUGAAGCCCAAAAAUGUUCGUACCGCGCAAGUGAAGCAAGUGCACGAUGAUAUAGAGCUGGUAUCCGAUGAAGACAUUCCUGCGAUAAAUAUUGUAGAUCCAUUUAAAGCAGUUUCACUGAAUGAGCUUAGACCAGAACGUCCGAUUAUUCUUGAGGUUCAAUAUAUUGGAUCAGUACCGCCAAAACCCCAGGACGAGGCAGCUAGCCAGGAUUGGCUACAGCUAUGUAAUGAGACCGUUUCCCAGCAAUUCCAUUUAAUUGAGAACGAGGAGUGCUCCAAGGCAGUCUCUACAGAACCAGGACCCAUUGAUUUCGAAAACGAGCUAAACAAGGUUCUAAUGAAGCCACAAAGUUAUCACGGAAUGACUUCCACAGUUCGCCUCGAGGACUUCGAGAACAUUCUCGAACAAAACAUGACUGAAUACAAGGAUCCCCAAGCCAAAGAACCAGAACGUCCGAUUAUUCUUGAGGUUAAAGAUAUUGGAUCAGUACCGCCAAAACCCCAGGACGAGGCAGCUAGCCAGGACUGGCUACAGCUAUGUAAUGAGACUGUUUCCCAGCAAUUUCAUUUAAUUUACAACGAGGAGUGCUCCAAGCCAGCCUCUACAGAACCAGGACCCAUUGAUUUCGAAAACGAGCUAAACAAGGAUAUAAUGAUGCCACGAAAUUAUCACGGAAUGACUUCCACAAUUCGCCUCGACGACUUCGAGAACAUUCUCGACCACUACAUGACAGAAUACAAGGAUCUCCAUGCCGAAGUACUCCACUCCAAGUGGAAACUAAAAUAUGGCUCGGAUAAUCUGAAGAGAAUUUUGCCGCUUCCGCCCUUACCAGUUCAUCAGGAGAAGUGCCUCCAGAAGAUCAGAAUCCUAAGACGUCCUACAAAGCGAAAUGUCGAGUGCCUGCGCUUGCCCAUUGUAAUAAACUACUGCAAAGUGUUCUGCACCGUGCAAAUGAACACGAAUUUGAAUCUUCAAAUAGCUGCAAAGAGCCUCGAUAACGCUGUUUACAAUAGCGUCAAAGAUGUUAUUGAGGUGCGAUAUGGGUCCACCGAAAUAGGCUGGAUUUGGGCCAAUGGCACUUUGAUGAUUAUAAACGGAAGAGGUAAAGCCAUGCUGUCCGAGACCCAACGCGAUAUCGUGGCCAAAAUUCUGGGAAAGGAGAACUUCAAGGCCGAACCCCACCACAAUCUUUUGCAUCUACGUCUCUUCUCCGUUGCCUUCUUUCCCUGGAGAGUUUCUUUGGCAGAAUUUAGUGGGACCUGCGCCCUUUCUCCAGGUCCAUUUCUUAGUGAGAUGCAAUACGUCUACUAUGUGGAUAAGGAAUUGCCAGGAGUGUCAGCUCGACUUCACGAGUCGGGAAUGGUCCAAGUGUUCGCCAUGAACACGGCUGAUGCGGAUAAAAUGCUGACAAAACUUUACCUGCUGACAUCCAAUCAUCGAAAGGCCAAAAUUAAGGUCGUCUUAAAUUAG